GUCGAUUGACUUCAGCGCCGACGCGCUGCUCCCCGCUGCUCGUGCGGGUGUGUGCCACCUUGCCGCGUGCCCAGACGCGGUCAGUGAGCGAUGGUCUUCGAGGCGCGCGUCGAAUCCGCAAUCACCAUCCACGCCUGGAACGCGGACCGCACGCUCCUCGCCGUCUGCCCGAACGACAAUACGAUCGCCAUCCUCAAGGUCCCGACCGCCGAGCCGCUGGACGGGCCGUGGGAGCGGGUGGCGACGCUGAGUGAGCACGACGCGCUGGUGACGGGCAUCGCGUGGGCACCGACGUCCAAUAAGAUCGUCACCGUCUCGCAGGACCGCAACGCCUACGUCUGGACGCAGGUCGGCGGCGAGUGGAAGCCGUCGCUCGUCAUCCUGCGCAUCGCGGCGGCGGCGACGUCGGUGCAGUGGUCGCCGGGCGAGGAGAAGUUCGCGGUCGGGUCGGGCCCCAAGGUGGGCCCGGUGUGUUCUUACGAGGGGGCAAACGAUUUUGGGGUCUGGAAGAGGAUCAAGGAUCCCUCCUCCACGGUGGGGGGGGUUGGGGGGCCCCCGAGGGCCCGGUUCCUGCCCACCGGGUGGUUGGACUGCCGCUGCCGCGGCUUCCCGGCGCCCCUGAGGAACAUUGACGGCAAAAAGGCGACCACUCCGUGGGGCGCAGCGGCCAAGUUCGGGACGCUGCUCUACACGUACGAGGCGCACGGCUGGGUGCUCGACGUCGCCUUCUCCGCCGCCGGCGACGCUCUCGCCCUCACCGCGCAAAACUCGACCGUCGCCGUCGUCGACAUGGCCGCGGCGGCCGCAGGCUCGGAGGGCGCGGCGCAGACCAUCCGCCUCUCGGAGCUGCCUCUCACAAAGCUCCUCUUCCUGCCCGACGGCCAGGCGAGCGCCGCCCUCCGCCGCCUCCUCCCGCCGCCGCUUCCUCCCACCGCCGCCUCCUCCUGCCUCUGCCGCCGCCUCCCGCCGCCUCCUCCUGCCGCCGCCGCCUCCUCCUGCCGCCAGGUCGUCUCGGCGCGGAGGAUGUUUCAGGCGGCAGCCUCCACCGGCACCCUCGACUCCGGCGCCGCGACCCUCGCCUCGCUCCACCAGUUCGCCGUCUGCGGGCUGCAGCGCUUUGGCGGCCGCGUGGUGCAGAGCGACGCCGUCUUCACGUCGUCCGCGCUCGACGGCAAGAUCGUCGGCUGGUCGGCGCGCGAGAUCGCGGCGGCGGCGCAGUAGGGAGGAGGGCUGCCAAGUAGGCUGGCGUUUUGUUUUCCACUCGUUGCGAAUUCUUGGAGCACUUGAAUCCUUGGAGCCUUUGGAGUGCAGUUGGUAGUACUUGGAGCACUUGGAGUGCAGUCGGCAACCUC
This is a messenger RNA of Emiliania huxleyi CCMP1516, 1352 nucleotides long. RefSeq lists its product as hypothetical. Gene Ontology annotation, molecular function: actin filament binding. Gene Ontology annotation, cellular component: Arp2/3 protein complex; actin cytoskeleton. Lineage: Eukaryota; Haptophyta; Isochrysidales; Noelaerhabdaceae. The transcript is spliced from 12 exons. Gene Ontology annotation, biological process: Arp2/3 complex-mediated actin nucleation. The annotation marks the transcript as partial. The record is from RefSeq and is a predicted model, not a curated record.